GCGGCGGUGGCGGCGGUGGCCGGUCCCCGCCGGAUCCGGCUGUGGGCGCCGCGAAGUAGCCCUCCGCAGCGGCGGCGGCGGCGUGCGGGCGAUGCUGCUGGUCUCUCCGGGCGCCGGUGUCCUGGCCUCUUCCUAAAGGGCAACAUCAGGAACUCCCCGGACACCCUCUAAGCACCAGUCCCCAGCAUGUAAAUCAGAUGGAAAUCUCCAGACAUCUAAACCCCUUGUCCCUUCAGAGAAGUUGCCUCUGGAAGACAGAACGAAGAACAAACUGAAUUCGUCUCAAAAUGAUUACAAAUCAUCAAGACGGAGUAGCCUGCCACCUGAACUACUGAUAGGAAAUGACAUUCGAGGGAGACUUCAAAGAAACUUGAAAAAUUUGGAGCCCGUUCACCUGAGGCGCCCAAAAAAGAGACCGUCCAUAUUUCCAGCUUCUCCAGUUGGCAACGGUUAUAUCAAGCCUCCGGUUCCACCUGUUUCUGGCACACAGAGAGAGAAAGGGCCGCCAACCAUGUUACCCAUCAACGUGGACCCAGACAGCAAACCAGGAGAAUAUGUCCUCAAGAGUUUAUUCGUCAACUUUACCACUCAGGCUGAGCGCAAGAUUCGCAUCAUCAUGGCAGAGCCUCUGGAAAAGCCAUUGACAAAAUCUCUACAACGUGGAGAAGAUACCCAGUUUGACCAAGUCAUCAGCUCAAUGAGCUCCCUUUCUGAGUACUGCCUGCCUUCCAUUCUGCGUACAUUAUUUGACUGGUAUAAAAGGCAAAAUGGCAUUGAGGAUGAAUCACAUGAAUACAGACCAAGAACAAGCAAUAAAUCAAAAAGUGAUGAACAACAGCGUGAUUAUUUAAUGGAAAGACGGGACCUCGCCAUUGAUUUCAUUUUUUCUUUAGUAUUAAUAGAAGUUUUGAAACAGAUUCCACUUCAUCCUGUAAUAGACAGUCUAAUACAUGAUGUUAUUAACUUGGCUUUCAAGCACUUUAAGUACAAAGAAGGGUACCUUGGUCCUAACACUGGAAAUAUGCACAUCGUGGCAGACCUGUACGCAGAAGUCAUUGGAGUGUUGGCACAAGCUAAAUUCCCUGCUGUAAAGAAGAAAUUUAUGGCAGAGCUAAAAGAAUUACGGCACAAAGAGCAGAGCCCGUAUGUCGUUCAGAGUAUUAUCAGCUUGAUAAUGGGGAUGAAAUUCUUUCGAAUUAAGAUGUAUCCAGUGGAGGACUUUGAGGCCUCGCUUCAGUUUAUGCAGGAAUGUGCACAUUAUUUCCUCGAGGUCAAAGACAAAGAUAUCAAACAUGCCUUGGCUGGACUUUUUGUUGAAAUUCUUGUCCCAGUUGCUGCCGCUGUUAAAAAUGAAGUCAAUGUUCCCUGUCUUAGAAACUUUGUUGAAAGCCUAUAUGAUACCACGCUGGAACUUUCUUCUCGAAAGAAGCAUUCGUUGGCCCUGUACCCCCUGGUGACCUGUCUUCUCUGUGUCAGUCAGAAGCAGCUGUUCCUGAACAGGUGGCACAUUUUCCUCAACAACUGCUUAUCCAACCUUAAAUUUCAGGUGUUCAACAUAAUGGUUCAUCAUUUGUAUACAUCGCAAAAGCAUCACCGCAAUAAAGACCCCAAGAUGGCUCGGGUUGCACUGGAAUCUCUAUACAGAUUACUCUGGGUUUACAUGAUUCGAAUUAAAUGUGAAAGCAACACAGCUACUCAGAGCCGUCUUAUAACCAUCAUCACAACACUUUUCCCCAAAGGGUCCCGUGGUGUGGUGCCAAGGGAUAUGCCUCUGAACAUCUUUGUGAAAAUCAUCCAGUUCAUUGCCCAGGAACGCUUAGAUUUUGCCAUGAAAGAAAUUAUUUUUGAUUUUCUCUGUGUGGGAAAACCAGCAAAAGCUUUCAGCCUCAACCCAGAGAGAAUGAACAUUGGUUUACGGGCAUUCUUAGUAAUAGCCGACAGCUUGCAGCAGAAAGACGGUGAACCCCCCAUGCCGGUGACAGGAGCUGUUCUCCCUUCAGGAAACACAUUGAGAGUGAAGAAAACAUAUUUGAGUAAAACGCUAACUGAAGAAGAAGCCAAAAUGAUAGGAAUGUCCUUGUAUUACUCCCAAGUACGAAAAGCUGUGGACAACAUUUUAAGGCACCUCGAUAAAGAAGUGGGAAGGUGUAUGAUGCUAACGAAUGUUCAGAUGCUAAACAAAGAACCUGAAGACAUGAUCACGGGUGAGAGAAAGCCAAAAAUAGAUCUUUUCAGGACCUGUGUUGCUGCUAUCCCUCGACUCCUUCCUGAUGGCAUGUCAAAACUUGAACUCAUUGACUUGCUGGCUAGGCUGUCUAUUCACAUGGACGAUGAACUGCGACACAUUGCACAAAACUCUCUUCAGGGUUUACUUGUUGACUUCUCAGACUGGAGAGAAGAUGUACUGUUUGGCUUUACCAACUUCUUACUCCGGGAAGUAAAUGACAUGCACCACACGCUCCUUGAUUCGUCCCUGAAGUUACUGCUCCAGCUGCUCACGCAGUGGAAACUGGUCACACAAACUCAAGGAAAAGUCUACGAACAAGCCGGCAAGAUCAGAAAUUCAGAGCUAAUUCCAAAUGGCUCCAGCCACCGAAUUCAGUCGGAGCGAGGUCCCCACUGCAGUGUUCUUCACGCCGUGGAAGGCUUUGCCCUGGUUUUACUCUGCAGUUUCCAGGUGGCCACACGCAAACUGUCCGUUUUAAUACUCAAGGAAAUUCGAGCUUUAUUUGUUGCCCUGGGUCAACCGGAGGACGAUGACAGGCCUAUGAUUGAUGUCAUGGAUCAGCUAAGUUCUUCCAUUCUCGAAAGUUUCAUUCAUGUAGCAGUUUCAGAUUCGGCCACAUUACCGCUGACCCACAGUGUGGAUCUGCAGUGGUUGGUGGAGUGGAAUGCAGUCCUGGUCAAUAGCCAUUACGAUGUGAAGAGCCCUUCCCAUGUCUGGAUAUUCGCUCAGUCUGUCAAAGACCCCUGGGUCCUCUGCCUCUUCAGUUUCCUCCGGCAGGAGAACUUGCCCAAACACUGCCCCACAGCCCUCAGCUACGCCUGGCCGUACGCCUUCACUCGGCUCCAGUCGGUCAUGCCUCUGGUUGACCCAAACAGCCCAAUUAAUGCCAAGAAAACCAACACCGCCGGCAGUGGAGAUAAUUAUGUUACCUUGUGGAGAAACUACCUUAUCCUUUGUUUUGGAGUUGCAAAACCCAGUAUUAUGAGCCCGGGACACUUAAGAGCUUCCACUCCAGAAAUAAUGGCGACCACACCUGAUGGUACAGUGAGCUACGAUAACAAGGCCAUAGGCACCCCAUCGGUGGGAGUUCUGUUAAAGCAGUUGGUGCCUUUGAUGAGACUAGAGGGCAUUGAGAUCACAGAGUCCUUAGUUUUAGGAUUUGGAAGAACAAAUUCCCUUGUUUUCAGAGAGUUGGUGGAAGAACUCCAUCCAUUAAUGAAAGAAGCCCUGGAACGAAGACCAGAGAACAAAAAACGCCGAGAACGGCGGGAUUUGUUAAGGCUACAGCUCCUUCGAAUUUUCGAGCUUCUGGCUGAUGCUGGUGUCAUAAGUGACAGCACAAAUGGAGCCUUGGAACGGGAUACGUUAGCCCUUGGAGCUUUGUUCUUAGAAUAUGUGGACCUGACCCGCAUGCUUCUAGAAGCCGAAAAUGAUAAAGAAGUUGAAAUUCUUAAAGAUAUCCGGGCACAUUUUAGUGCGAUGGUCGCCAACUUGAUUCAGUGUGUUCCAGUUCACCACCGAAGAUUUCUGUUCCCCCAGCAAAGCCUGAGGCAUCAUCUUUUCAUCUUGUUUAGCCAGUGGGCAGGACCCUUCAGCAUUAUGUUCACCCCUCUCGACCGCUACAGUGAUAGAAAUCAUCAAAUUACACGAUACCAGUAUUGCGCAUUAAAGGCAAUGUCAGCAGUGUUGUGUUGCGGCCCUGUGUUUGACAAUGUGGGCCUUUCUCCCGAUGGCUACCUAUAUAAGUGGCUUGACAACAUUCUGGCUUGUCAAGAUUUACGAGUUCAUCAGCUUGGCUGUGAAGUUGUCGUCUUGCUAUUGGAACUUAAUCCUGACCAAAUCAAUCUUUUUAAUUGGGCGAUUGACCGAUGCUACACAGGUUCCUACCAGCUUGCAUCCGGCUGCUUCAAAGCCAUCGCAACUGUGUGUGGAAGCAGGAACUAUCCCUUCGACAUAGUGACAUUGUUAAACCUUGUUCUAUUCAAGGCCUCUGACACCAACAGAGAGAUUUAUGAAAUCUCCAUGCAGCUCAUGCAGAUCCUUGAAGCAAAGCUCUUUGUAUACUCAAAGAAAGUCGCUGAACAGAGACCCGGAAGUAUUCUCUAUGGAACGCACGGCCCAUUGCCACCCCUCUACAGUGUGUCACUAGCCCUCUUGUCAUGUGAACUGGCCAGGAUGUACCCCGAGCUCACCCUCCCACUCUUCUCAGAGGUAAGCCAGCGAUUUCCCACGACACACCCAAACGGGCGUCAGAUCAUGCUCACCUACCUGCUGCCCUGGCUGCACAACAUCGAGCUGGUGGACAGCAGGCUCCUCCUCCCGGGAUCAAGCCCCAGCAGCCCAGACGAUGACGUCAAGGACCGGGAAGGAGAAGUGCCCACUUCACACGGGCUGAGAGGGAGUGGCUGGGGCUCCCCGGAAGCUACGUCACUGGUCCUGAAUAACCUCAUGUACAUGACGGCCAAGUAUGGAGACGAAGUUCCUGGACCAGAAAUGGAAAAUGCUUGGAAUGCUUUAGCCAACAACGAGAAAUGGACCAACAACCUGAGGAUCACCCUGCAGUUCCUGAUCAGCCUGUGUGGCGUGAGCAGUGACACGCUUCUCUUGCCCUACAUCAAAAAGGUGGCAAUAUACUUGUGCCGUAACAACACCAUUCAAACCAUGGAAGAGCUUCUCUUUGAGCUGCAACAGACGGAGCCCGUGAAUCCCAUCGUCCAGCACUGUGACAACCCGCCGUUCUACCGCUUUGCGGCCAGCAGCAAGGCCUCUGCGGCAGCCUCUGGAACCACCUCCAGCAGCAACACAGUGGUGGCCGGCCAGGACAGUUUCCCAGAUGCCGAGGAGAGCAAGAUAUUGAAAGAAUCGGAUGAGAGGUUUAGUAACGUCAUCAGAGCCCACACCCGCCUAGAGUCAAGAUACAGCAAUAGCUCUGGAGGAUCAUAUGAUGAAGAUAAAAAUGACCCGAUUUCUCCGUAUACGGGCUGGCUGUUGACUAUUACAGAGACCAAACAGCCACAGCCCUUACCCAUGCCUUGUACUGGAGGAUGCUGGGCCCCCCUGGUUGACUACCUCCCAGAGACUAUCACUCCCCGGGGACCCCUCCACAGGUGCAAUAUUGCUGUAAUUUUUAUGACUGAGAUGGUGGUGGAUCACAGUGUGAGAGAAGAUUGGGCUCUUCAUCUACCAUUAUUACUCCAUGCUGUCUUCUUAGGUUUGGACCAUUACCGGCCUGAAGUCUUUGAACACAGCAAAAAAUUGCUUCUUCACCUCUUGAUUGCCCUCUCUUGCAACAGCAAUUUUCAUGCCAUUGCUUCUGUGCUCCUGCAGACUCGAGAGAUGGGUGAAGCUAAGACUCUAACAGUUCAGCCGGCUUAUCAACCGGAGUAUCUCUACACAGGUGGCUUUGACUUCCUGAGAGAGGACCAGUCGUCCCCAGUGCCAGACUCGGGGCUAAGCUCCAGUUCCACGUCCUCCAGCAUCAGCUUGGGGGGCAGCAGUGGGAACCUCCCGCAGAUGACCCAGGAGGUGGAAGACGUGGACACAACCGCUGAAGCGGAUGAGAAGGCGAACAAGCUCAUUGAGUUUCUGACGACCAGGGCAUUUGGUCCACUUUGGUGCCAUGAAGACAUCACACCCAAAAAUCAAAAUUCAAAGAGUGCUGAACAGCUUACUAAUUUUCUACGUCAUGUUGUAUCCGUAUUUAAAGACUCCAAAUCAGGUUUCCAUCUGGAGCAGCACUUGAGUGAAGUUGCAUUGCAGACAGCCCUCGCAAGCUCUUCGAGGCACUAUGCCGGUCGGUCCUUCCAGAUAUUCCGGGCACUCAAGCAACCUCUGUCAGCACAUGCCUUGUCUGACCUUCUCUCCAGGCUGGUGGAGGUGAUUGGAGAACAUGGAGAUGAGAUUCAGGGUUACGUAAUGGAAGCACUCCUUACUUUGGAAGCUGCUGUGGAUAACUUGUCUGACUGCUUGAGGAACAGCGAUCUCUUAACGGUAUUAUCUCGCUCUUCAUCACCAGAUUUAAGCUCUAGCACUAAACUAACAGCAAGCAGAAAGAGCACAGGACAACUAAAUGUGAACCCUGGGACAGCCAGUGGCAAUACAGCAACCGCAGAACGGAGCCGGCAUCAAAGAAGCUUUUCUGUGCCCAAGAAGUUUGGUGUUGUCGACCGGUCCUCAGACCCACCCAGGAGUGCCACACUGGACAGAAUCCAGGCUUGUACCCAACAAGGCCUCUCCUCAAAAACCAGAAGCUCAUCCUCCUUGAAGGACAGCCUCUCAGACCCAUCACACAUAAACCAUCCAACAAACCUAUUGGCCACCAUCUUUUGGGUCACAGUGGCUUUGAUGGAAUCUGAUUUUGAGUUCGAAUACCUAAUGGCCUUAAGGCUGUUGAAUAGACUACUGGCUCACAUGCCACUUGAUAAAGCUGAGAACCGAGAAAAACUUGAGAAACUCCAAGGGCAGCUCAAGUGGUCAGACUUCUCAGGGUUGCAGCAGCUACUGCUGAAGGGAUUCACCUCCCUCACCACCACUGACCUUACCCUGCAGCUUUUCAGUUUGCUGACACCAGUAUCCAAAGUAUCCAUGGUGGAUUCAUCCCAAGCCAUUGGGUUUCCACUGAACGUGUUGUGUCUCCUGCCCCAGCUGAUUCAGCAUUUUGAAAAUCCCAAUCAGUUCUGCAAGGAUAUAGCCGAAAGGAUUGCGCAGGUGUGUUUGGAAGAGAAGAACCCCAAACUUUCCAAUCUUGCGCAUGUCAUGACCCUUUAUAAAACACACAGCUACACGAGAGACUGUGCCACAUGGGUCAACGUGGUCUGCCGAUACCUUCAUGAAGCAUAUGCUGACAUCACCUUGAAUAUGGUGACCUACCUGGCAGAGCUGCUGGAGAAGGGUCUCCCAAGCAUGCAGCAGCCCCUCCUCCAGGUGAUCUACAGUCUGCUCAGCUACAUGGAUCUGUCAGUCGUGCCUGUAAAGCAGUUUAAUGUGGAAGUUCUGAAGACCAUUGAAAAAUAUGUCCAAAGUGUUCACUGGAGAGAAGCUUUGAAUAUCCUGAAACUGGUGGUUUCUCGAUCUGCCAGUCUAGUUUUGCCUUCCUACCAGCACAGUGACCUCUCAAAGAUAGAAAUACAUCGAGUGUGGACCAGUGCUUCUAAGGAAUUACCUGGAAAAACCCUAGACUUCCACUUUGAUAUUUCAGAGACGCCAAUCAUCGGGAGGCGAUACGAUGAGCUGCAGAACGCUUCUGGGCGCGAUGGGAAGCCCAGGGCGAUGGCCGUCACCAGGAGCACAUCCUCUACCUCAUCGGGCUCCAACUCCAAUGUCCUUGUUCCUGUUAGCUGGAAAAGGCCCCAGUAUUCUCAGAAGAGGACAAAAGAGAAGUUGGUGCACGUCCUUUCUCUGUGUGGCCAAGAAGUAGGAUUAAGCAAAAAUCCAUCAGUGAUCUUUUCAUCGUGUGGGGAUCUGGACCUUCUGGAGCACCAGACGAGCUUGGUGUCUUCCGAGGACGGCGCCCGGGAGCAGGAGAACAUGGAUGACACAAACAGCGAGCAGCAGUUUAGAGUCUUUAGGGACUUCGAUUUCCUAGAUGUGGAGCUGGAGGAUGGAGAGGAACUGCAGGGCGAGAGUAUGGACAAUUUCAACUGGGGAGUGCGCAGGCGUUCUCUGGAUAGCUUGGACAAGUGUGACAGGCAGCUUCUGGAGGAGAACCCACUUGCAGGAAGGUCUCCCAGCCUCAACAAAAUGAACCGUGAGGAUUCUGACGAGUCCUCCGAAGAGGAGGACCUCACAACCAGCCAGAUCCUGGAGCAUUCAGACCUAAUCAUGACUCGUUCCCCUUCCGAGGAGACGAAUCCCCUGGAAUCGCUCGCCGCGGCCUGUGACAUGACCCCUGCCGACCCUCAUUCCUUUAGCACCAGAAUGGCUAGCUUUGACGCGGCUCUGUCUGACAUGAAUAAUCUGCAGAUCUCUGAGGGCUCCAAGGCUGAAGCUGUCCAGGAGGAGGAGGACACCGCCGUGCACGAGGACGAUCUUUCCAGUUCUGUUAAUGAACUCCCGGCAACUUUCGAAUGCAGUGGUAGCUUUAGCCUGGAUAUGACUGAGGCAGAAGAAAAGGGCAAUCGAGCACUGGACCAGUUCACUCUUGCAAGCUUUGGAGAAGGUGACAGGGGGGUCUCUCCCCCUCCCUCGCCCUUCUUCUCGGCCAUCCUUGCUGCGUUUCAGCCCGCGGCCUGUGACGAUGCAGAGGAAGCCUGGCGCAGCCACAUCAACCAGCUCAUGUGCGACUCAGAUGGCUCCUGUGCUGUGUAUACAUUUCAUGUGUUCUCCUCCUUGUUUAAGAAUAUUCAGAAAAGGUUCUGCUUCCUAACCUGUGAUGCUGCCAGUUACCUUGGAGACAAUCUGCGGGGAAUCGGGUCCAAGUUUGUCAGCUCUUCUCAGAUGCUCACCUCCUGCUCUGAAUGCCCUACACUCUUUGUGGACGCUGAGACUCUCCUUUCUUGUGGACUUCUGGACAAGCUCAAGUUCAGUGUUUUAGAACUGCAAGAAUAUUUGGACACCUACAACAACAGAAAAGAGGCCACUCUCUCGUGGCUCGCAAAUUGUAAGGCAACAUUUGCAGGAGGAUCAAGAGAUGGAGUAAUUACCUGUCAACCAGGGGACUCGGAAGAAAAGCAAAUGGAAUCUCUUGCACAAUUGGAACUGUGUCAGAGAUUAUAUAAGCUGCACUUCCAGCUGCUGCUGCUCUUUCAGUCCUACUGUAAGCUCAUCGGCCAGGUGCACGAAGUCAGCUCCAUGCCAGAGCUGCUAAAUAUGUCCAGGGAACUGAGUGACUUAAAGAAAAACCUGAAGGAGGCCACUGCGGCCAUUGCAGCUGACCCUCUCUAUAUAGAGGGUGCAUGGUCUGAGCCAACCUUCACAUCCACCGAAGCGGCCAUCCAGUCCAUGCUGGAGUGCCUGAAGAACAAUGAACUUGGCAAGGCUUUACGGCAAAUCAGGGAAUGCAGAAGUCUGUGGCCCAAUGACAUCUUUGGAAGCAGUUCUGAUGAUGAGGUCCAGACACUACUGAAUAUUUAUUUCCGUCAUCAAACUCUGGGACAAACGGGUACUUACGCAUUGGUAGGGUCUAAUCAGAGCCUGACCGAAAUCUGCACCAAGCUGAUGGAGCUGAACAUGGAGAUCCGGGACAUGAUUCGCAGGGCCCAGAGUUACCGAGUCCUCACUGCUUUUCUUCCAGACUCCAGUGUUUCUGGCACUAGUCUCUGACAGGAGCCUCCCAUCCCCCAUGCGUUCCAAGCUGGGGGUGCUGUCAUGCUGGGGUGACGUCAUUCAGUGUCUUUUCAGCCUUCAGAAGGCUUGGUCAGACUGUUCUCCCUCUUGUUACCUGUAGGACUUUUUCUAAACAGGACAACAGAACUUCCAACGUGUAGCAAUACUAUAAGAACCAAGGUAGCAUAGAACAUUCUGGGACAGACUCCAUCCAUCAUGCUGUGUGGCACAAAGGUGUUAUCAUUUCACUGAGCAGAUGCAACUCACUACUGAAGAAAGUGACUUCCAUUGCAUACCAAAGCCGACUACACUGAAUAAUACCUUCCUUUCUAGAAACAGUUUUAGAUUGGCAAAAGUGCAAUGUUUUCUUCACUAAAAAAUGUUUUAUAUUCUAAAACUUGUACAUUCUUUUUUCUUUUUUUCCUUUUUUUCUUUUUUUGGUGGGCUGAGGAAGGGACAGGCAGAAUGAAGCUGGCCACUGAAAAUUGUAAGACGGUCAAAAGCUGACAGCCUGUGUAUGUGAAGAGGGAAUUGUAAAUGGACAAUUUAAUAUACACUGUAAUUUGAAUACAAUUACUGUAUCUAAAAGGAGCUGCUAUGAAGUACCUUUCUUAUGUUGCUAGGCUACUGUUUCUGAAAGCCCUGGAUCUCUUUGCAGGAGUCUGUGAUUAGGACCCUAGCACCAAAUAUGGUCCAGACAGACCUUUUUGUAAAGGUCUUGGCUGCUUUUUACUAGAAGGUUGCUUAUAUGAGCAUAUUUAUACUACAAAAGGAUGAGUGUUAAUUUUAACCAACUUUGCCAUUUUGUAGAAAAAAGUUAAAUUCACAUUACAAAUUCCAAGUCUUUUCACCGGUCACGCAUGCAUAUUUUAAUAUCCAUUUGGAUAGCCAGAAGUAGAAUCAUAAAGAUAAACUAUGAGUUGUCACUUUGUUACUUAAGAGAUGUCAUGUUUUAUUUGUAACAUAUAUGUAAAGGGCCAUUCUUCAGUUUUCUCCUUAAACUUAAUGCUGUCAAGUGUUAGACGUGUGCAUGUAAACCAGUUGCACAUCAGAAACAUAUUCAAAGUUUAUCUAUGUAACUUAUUCACUCUGUAAAUACAUUUAAAGUUUUUGUGAUGUAA
Messenger RNA from Felis catus (domestic cat), 10611 nucleotides. RefSeq names its product FRY microtubule binding protein (gene FRY). The coding region runs from base 512 to 9487 and encodes 2991 amino acids. The transcript is spliced from 66 exons. Gene Ontology annotation, biological process: cell morphogenesis; neuron projection development. Gene Ontology annotation, cellular component: cell cortex; site of polarized growth. The record is from RefSeq and is a predicted model, not a curated record. NCBI's taxonomy places the organism in Eukaryota, Metazoa, Chordata, Mammalia, Carnivora, Felidae.